Vicia faba (fava bean) is the source of this 801-nucleotide messenger RNA. The record is from the annotation of a GenBank genome assembly. Lineage: Eukaryota; Viridiplantae; Streptophyta; Magnoliopsida; Fabales; Fabaceae.
AUGCAAACUCCCCUAACUCACCAGGAACCUUCCUCAAUGGGACUAAAAGAGUUGAAAGAAUCAACUAUUCAUCUGGCAUCGAGCAUGAGAAGCAUAAAUAGUGCGGGCGAUGAGUCAAUAUUUGAUGUUGAGAAAGAAAUUGAUGAAUUAUUGCCUAUUGAGGUUAAAGAACAACGAGUAAGCAACUUGCUUCAAUCUUUAAUGGUAGGAGGGUGUGUAGCAGCUAUGCCUAUCCUGAAAAUGAUUCCAACUUCUGUAUUGUGGGGAUAUUUCGCUUUCAUGGCCAUUGAAAACUUACCUGGCAACCAGUUCUGGAAAAGAAUUUUGCUCAUUUUCACUGCGUCGAGCAAAAGAUACAAAGUUAUGGAGGAACACCAUGCGACUUACGCAGAAACUGUGCCUUUCAAGAUAAUGGAGGCAUUUACAUUCUUCCAGACUGUAUACUUGCUUGUUUGUUUUGGUAUCACUUGGGUUCCAAUUGCAGGUGUUCUGUUCCCAUUGAUGAUAAUGCUUCUCGUUCCUGUAAGACAGUACAUUCUGCCCAAGUUCUUCACAGGUGCACACCUUCAAGAUUUAGAUGCUGCAGAAUAUGAAGAAAUCCCAGCAUUACCAUUCGACCUAUCUGCUGAAGGAGAGUUGAGCAUGACAGGUUCCUUUGCAGAUGAAGGAGAGAUUCUGGAUGGGAUUAUCACCAGAAGCCGCGGAGAGGUUAAACGAAUUUACAAUCCAAAGGUGGUGAGCUCCAUUGUAACACCGUCCAAUGAGUUUACAAGUAUUUCAAAGUCCAUGGUUCCCAGAUAA